UAUUAAGUACGCCUGCGUUAUCGGUGCUAAUUACUUCUAAAUCAUUUGUUAAGUAAUGCUCCAUAUAUAAUAUUGCUGUAUAUUAGCUACAAACCAUUUCGCGAAACGGAGCGACCCUAGCCCUAAUGGAUACAAUGGAACUAAAAACAAGGAUAUGGACAACAUGCAGGACAGUCAGACAGUGUCGGCGUUUUUGGGUGGGAAUGGAGAUGGGCUAGUGGGUCGCAUUGGUGGCUCGUAAUUGCCGCAGCACAUUUGCAUGGCCGAAGGAGUUAAUGGGGGUUGCCUGAUUUGUUUGUUGGUAGUACUAUUGCCAUUGCCAGCCAGCCAGCCAGCCGUGUUGUUGUUAUUCGGUUGCUGGCUGACUGGCUGGUAUAAAUACGUUCUGUUGACGACGCCCGGGCUCCAAUACGCCGGUAGUCGCUGCUUUAGACCAGUCAACCGCUGCACUGGCUCCACUUCGAGUCGAUUUUUCCAGAGUUCUAGCUCCAGCUCUCGUUUCGGCCCCACAUAAUGCCAAAUUAUGCAACUGCCUACUGUUGGCAGUAGCGGAUAAAAAAGGCAAACAUUCCGGCUAAUGAGCAAACGAUAAAACCGAUAAACCGUUUCCACUUGGUCACCAACUAUUCCCUGCGUCAGCGCAACAUGUGGGCGCUGUGACGUGCAUUCGUAAAAGGCUCAUCACCCGGCGGCUCAUUGAUAUGCCCCGAAGUGUCUAGGAAAAUCACCGGCAGACUGCGUUAAAAGAGCAGAAAAAUCACACGCAAUAUGCAAUAAUCAGGGGCUUUCCACUGGACUGACUCAUGACAUGACUAUGGAGGAUCGCAAUCGCAUCUGGACCACGGGCAACAUUAACCAUGGCUUCUUUGGCGACAAUCUGCAGCAGCAGCCGUUGCCCCUGCAGAGAUUGCAGACACCAGGUAACCUCAGCCUUCUUUCGGCACCGAUUCGAGCCAAUGGCAGUGGCAAUGGAAACGCAACUGCCAAUGGACAUGGACAGAAUUCGGCCACGGAGAGUGCGAAUGGAAAGCAGCUGCCAUACGAGCCCAUAUCCCCAAACCUAAUUGGCAUACAAUCCAAGUUUCGUCGGAGUUAUUACCACAAAGUGGUGCUUGGCGGACUGCUGGCCCUUGUAAUUAUUCUGCUGAUAGCAAUCAUAGUCAUAAGCCUAGGCCUUAAGAAAUCCAGCUCAAUUUGCCGUAGCAAGGAGUGCCUCCGCACAGCGGCCAGCCUCAUCUAUGCGAUGGACGAGCAGACUGAUCCCUGCGAGGACUUUUACCAAUUCACCUGCGGCAGGUGGGCCAACGAGCAUCCGCGUCCGGAUUCGGUGACCUCGAACGAUUGGUUCCGGGAGCGUCAGGCGCACAUAAUGCGUGUGGUCCGCGAGUUCCUCCGCUCGAAUAUCACCAAAUCGGAACCAGAAGCGGUGGGCAAGGCCAAGACUAUGUACAGAGCCUGCAUGGAUACGAAGCUGCUGGAUAAGCGUGAUCUGGAGCCGCUGAUAAACUAUCUGCUGCGUUUUGGACUACCCGUUCUGCCCUCCGCCUUGAAUCUCACCCUGGGAAGUGGUUCCAAAUAUGCCACAGAGGCAGCCAAUGUCAAAUACAACUGGCUGCAGUCCAUUGUUUCCAUUAAACAACACCUCACCAUGGACCUUAUCAUAGGAUUCGAUGUCUUUCCGGAUCCUUUCAACCGCACCAUCAACCGCAUUGCCCUGGGGACUCCAGAGACUGAUUCGGCGUUUCCUUUCAACAACGACGACUCCCACAAAAUGCUCCGUAAGAUUCAUCGCAAGACCAUUUUUAUGCAAAACAGCGAUGAUGAGGACGACAGCGAGGAUGACCGGGAGAGCGAGGAGGAGGAGGCAGCCAAGCAGACUAGCACGGGAAUGACCGCCUAUCUGCAUUACGUCCGGAAAGUGAUCGAAAAGUAUCUGCUCUACGUGGAUCCGAAUGUUAACCAGGAGGAGGCCACUCUGGGCAUCACCGAGUUGGUCAAACAGGGCGUUCGAGUAGCAAGAAAAGUGCAUGAGUUCAAGGAGGAGGCUGAAAACAUGACCAAGCCAUCGAAGAACCCGGCAGAUGACAUUGUCUACAUCACCCUGCAGGAUCUGCAGAACCAAACUGACAAGAAUAUAGCACCCAAGACACUGCCCAUCUGGGUUCGUUACAUGGAAUUGAUUCUAAAGGGCACCCGCCACGCCGGCAAUAUCCAAAUGACCCAGAAUCUGACAAUAAUAACCAGCCAGGCAGACAUUACGUAUCUGCAGAACAUUGUGGAGUAUCUUGACGACACUCCAGCUUCCCAUAUCGAAUCAUACCUGUUUCUGAGCACCAUCGAGGAGCUGGUCCUGCACACAUCGAGUUCGAUGCGAUUGCUCCACUCAGAGUAUAUGCGGGUGGCCAUUGGAACAGAGGGCAGCACGCCGAGAUCCCUCUACUGCGCAAAUGGAGUAAACAGUUUGCUCGGAAUGGCAGUGAGCUAUGUCCUGGCCGACGCGGACUUCACCAAGGAAAAGCUGCCCAAAGUUGAGCGGAUGCUUAGUGAUAUACGACGCUCCUUCGAUCGCCUGGUAAAGUCCACCUCUUGGAUGGAUGCAGCUACCAAGCGGAAAACCAUUCAAAAGUCAGCUGAGAUGAAGAGCUUUAUCGGAUUUCCCCCUUGGCUGCGAAAUGCCAGCGUGUUAAAUGCCUAUUACGAGGGGGCAGAGGUGAAUGCCAGCACCCACCUGGAGAACCUCAUGGACUUUGUGCACUGGCAGAUGAUGGACAAACUGAACGAAAUGGAUAAGCCAGAGCCCAUUGGCUGGGCCACUUCCCCUUCAAAUGUCAAUGCAUUUCAUACGUUUCAAUCGAAUGCAAUCACUGUGCCCAUUGCCAUUCUGCAAUACCCGUUUUACGACCUUGGUCUCGAGUAAGUUCACCCAGGAAUAGCACUAAGCACUAAAAACCGAGCACUGAGCACACAGAUAGCCGAGCAAACAGACACCCAGGCACGCACCCGCACCCGAACCUAGCACUAAUCCUCUCCUGGAAUGGCCAUAACCCGUGUGCUGCUCUGUGUCCUCGGCAGGGCGCUCAAUUACGGCUCGAUUGGAACCAUCCUGGGCCACGAACUCACACAUGGCUUCGACGACAGCGGCAGGAGAUUCGACCGGGCAGGGAACAUGGUCGAGUGGUGGUCAAAUAGGACCAUUGACGAGUAUGUCAAUCGCACCGAGUGCUUUGUGGAACAAUAUAGCCGCUACCACCUCGCAGACAUUGAUGAAUAUAUUGAUGGCGAACUGACGCUGGGCGAGAAUAUCGCAGACAACGGCGGAAUGCGGGAGGCCUUCUAUGCGUACCGCCUUUACGUGAAGGAAGUGGGCCGGGAGCGGUCCAAGUUGCCCGGCUUGGAGCACUAUUCCCAUGAGCAGCUCUUCUUCAUCUCGUUUGGGAAUCUAUGGUGUGAGACCUAUACGCCGGCAGCAUCGCGAUACGCGCUCACCGAUUCUCAUUGCCCGGGACAGAUGCGUUUGCGGGGAGUGCUCUCGAACUCGGAGGAGUUUGCCAGGACCUUCAAAUGCGCCCGAGGAACGCCCAUGAAUCCCGACCAGCCCAAGUGCCGCAUUUGGUAGUGGGUGUGCUCGACGAAUAAGCAAUUGCAACAGGAACAGUCAAGUGAUUUUUCUACCCGUUUGUACUUAAGCUAGCCAUAUGAUUAGAUCGAAUAUACAGGUGUCUUUUGCACGUUUCUGGAUGCUGGCGCAAUAAACUUAAUGGUAAAACGCUUCUCAAUCCGAGCUCGCAGCUCAUAAGUAGGCUUCGUUUUAAGUGGAAUAGUUUAGAUAGUUCAUUGUUCAUUGCAUCAUUUUGGGCUUUACGGAAACUUGCUAAUUACGAUCAAAAAUACUUGCAUGUGAAUAUUGUAUAUACUUUUAAUUAAUUACUUUUAAUAUACUUUCAUU
Molecule: messenger RNA, 3946 nt
Organism: Drosophila melanogaster (fruit fly)
Lineage: Eukaryota; Metazoa; Arthropoda; Insecta; Diptera; Drosophilidae
Gene: Nep5
Product: neprilysin 5
Exons: 8
Coding region: 809-2917 (702 amino acids)
Biological process (GO): proteolysis
Cellular component (GO): plasma membrane
Molecular function (GO): metallopeptidase activity; metalloendopeptidase activity
Source: RefSeq, marked reviewed